AUGUCCUCGUCUUCUUCUUCUCCCGUUGCUGACACUCAAGUGAAACAGGACCACGCUGUACCACUCAGUGGAGAGGACGCUAAAGAUGGGCUCCUCCCCAGGGACUUCUCCCACGUCACUUGGCGGUCCUCUUCCCCAUUUGCCGCUACUCCGGAUCCAUUCUUGGACCUCCCGACGUAUCCUAUUGGAUGUCUAUCAAUUCCUAGUACUGCUGAUGCUGCUGCUGCUUCGGCUGUCGCUGAACAGAAUGGUGAGUUGCAGCGUGAACCGCCAGGACUCCUACCGUAUGGCGAGAGAGCAUCCCCACUUUUCCCGACGCCAAUGGGGGACAGUGGAGGAGACUCUGACAACAUCACUAUGACUUUCAGGCCUAUGGCCAACACAUGCAGCAUGUUGGACGCGGCCCAGGUCUUUCCCACUGCCCCGCCCCCCGGCGGCUCACAGCAGCGCAAGGCUGGGCGACAGCGGUCCUUGUCGGAGAGCUCCGUCUCCAGUUGGGAGGACUCCUCGGGGAGUUCUUUGGAGGAAUGCCCAUCUGGCCCUAUUCCCAAUCCUCGAGAAGCUGCCGGACCUCUUGAGAGAGCUCUAGCCGAGGCCGCCCAGACUGGUCGCGGACUACAGGAGCGUGAUGGGAUGACCAUGUCGGCUCCCCCACCUAGAUACACUGCUGGAUAUCUUCCUAAUUCGCUGCCGUUCAACGGCAUUUCGCCACUCCUGGCUGGCAACGAGUAUGACAUAGUCCAACAGCUGGCUCUACUACAGCAACAAGCAUGGGUUUUGGGCCAACUACAUGCCACCAAUGAGAUCUUUCGGAACUAUAAUAUCAACCCGACAAACCCUACUGAGCCGUACCAGAAGCAGCAGCAGCCGGCGCCCACUACCAGGACCUCGGUGAAGCGUAACCAGCGCAAGGAGAGGGGAGGAGGACGGACGGAGCGUAGCGGCAGUGCGGGUCCGACCAAGGGAAGAAGACAAUCGGGAACAUCACUGGCUGGUCGGGUGGUUUCCCUGGCCGUGGGGGGCGCUGGCUCUCGACUCCUACAGGGGCAUCUUUCAUCUGGUGUUGCCUCCCCUGAAGAGAUCCGUUCCUUUGUGGAGGAGUGUCGGCCUUCUAUUCGCAUGCUGGCUACUGACCGUUAUGGGAACUAUUUCAUACAAGAGCUCUGCCACUACAUCGAUCCUUCUGAUGUCUGCAUCCUCUUGAAGGAGCUGGUCACUGCCCCGGGACUUGGAUCGAAGGUCCUCCUUGAAAUGGGGUGUCGAUUGAAGGCGAACAGACAAAACCCUCCUGAUGGCAUCAUCGAAAUUGCCGAAGUGCUCCAAGAUAAGUUGUCGGAUCUGUUGAAUGAGCCCUCCUGCUUCACGCUGUUGGAAGCUGUUGCGGAUGUACUCCCUACUGGAGUCCACGUGGAUCAGUUCGUUGACGCAGUUAUCUACACCAUUGAGAACCUUCUCGGAGUAGCGAACAACCGUAACGGAAGCCUAUUGCUAUCUACUUGUGUCAUGCGCAAGCCUGAUUGUAUACCUGAGCUGUGCAGCCGUAUAGCUCUGGUAAUAGACGGUGACACUAUUACGCCCAAACGGCAACUCUCUGGUCAUGGGAAUCGCCUGUUGAAGACAAUUAAGAGUUACCAUGGCGGUCAAUCAUCAGAUUCUCCCUGA
Messenger RNA from Perkinsus marinus ATCC 50983, 1662 nucleotides. RefSeq lists its product as hypothetical. The record is from RefSeq and is a predicted model, not a curated record. The transcript has 13 exons. Lineage: Eukaryota; Perkinsozoa; Perkinsida; Perkinsidae. The coding region runs from base 1 to 1662 and encodes 553 amino acids. Gene Ontology annotation, molecular function: mRNA binding. Gene Ontology annotation, cellular component: cytoplasm. Gene Ontology annotation, biological process: post-transcriptional regulation of gene expression.